AUGCCCGCCAGAGCCUCGACGAGGGCGACGCGCAACUCAAGCGCUGCCGUCUCGCACAAGUCGUCGGCCGCCACCCUCAAGUCCCGCGCCUCCACCACCUCGCGCGUCUCCUCGGCCGCCGUCGACAUCCCCGACGAGACGCCCGAGAGCACCUUGCGCACCCGCAUCUGCGCCAUCUUCAAGGAUGCCCAGAAGACCACCGCCUCCCACCGCAAGCUCGUCGUCAACCUGCGCAAGCUGCACGAGGCAUGCUGCUACGAGCCCGCCGCCCGCCACAAGGCCCCCAGCGCCAGCGAUGCCGACGCCGACUUUGACGAGGCCGACUUCAACCCAGAGUUCACCCGCUGCGUCCUGCGUGCCAUGCCCGUCAAGAAGAGCGAGGCCGUCGGCGAGAAGACUGUCCGCUUCGUCGGCCUGUUCCUGCGCCACGCCAGCGACAAGGACAACGAGCUGCUGGGCGAGGAGGACGCCGACGCUAGCACCAUGCCCGAGACCCCCAGCACCCGUCUCAUCACCCACCUUAUGGAGGCCGUCCUGCCCCUCCUGGCCGCCAAGGACAAGUACGUGAGGUACCGUGCCACCCAGCUCAUCUCCCACAUCAUCAACUCCCUCGACGCCAUCGACGACGACCUGUUCCAGAAGCUGCGCCAGGGCCUGCUCAGGCGCAUCCGCGACAAGGAGGCCAUGGUCCGCGCCCAGGCCGUCCUCGGGCUCGGCCGCCUGGCCGGCAACCAGGUCGAGGCCAUGGCCAACUCGGACGACAGCGACGAUGAGGCCGAGACCGGCCUGCUCGAGAAGCUCCUCGAGGUCCUGCAGAACGACCCCAGCGCCGACGUCCGCCGCUCCCUGCUGGUCAACCUGCCCAUCCUCCCCACCACCCUCCCCUACCUCCUCGAGCGGGCCCGCGACCAGGACGCCCAGACCCGCCGCGCCGUCUACGCCAGGCUCCUCCCGGCCCUGGGCGACUUCCGCCACCUGUCCCUCUCCAUGCGCGAGAAGCUGCUCCGCUGGGGCCUGAGGGACCGAGACGACAACGUGCGCAAGGCCGCCGGCCGCCUCUUCCGGGAGCGCUGGAUCGAGGACUGUGCCGGCGUCAACCCCGCUCCCGAGGACGGGAAGCCCGCCGAGCCCGCCGAGCCCAGCUUCGACGGGCUCCUCGAGCUCCUCGAGCGCAUCGACGUCGUCAACUCGGGCGUCGAGAACGGCGUCGCCCUCGAGGCCAUGAAAGGUUUCUGGGAGGGCCGCCCCGACUACCGGGAGGCCGUCGCUUUCGACGACCAGUUCUGGGAGACCCUCAGCGCCGAGUCCGUCUUCAUGGCCAGGAGCUUCAACGACUUUUGCCGCGCCGAGGGGAACCGGAAGUACGAGUCCCUCGUCGAGGAAAAGCUCCCCGAGGUCACCAAGCUGGCCUUCUUCCUCGACCGGUACCUCAACGUGCUUGUCGAGGCGCUUCGCAGGGUGAACAGCCAAGAGGUCGCCGAGGACGAGGACGAGGAGGACACGGUGGAGCAGGAGUUCAUCGUCGAGCAGCUCCUGCACAUUAUCCUGACGCUAGACUACUCCGACGAGGUCGGCCGCAGGAAGAUGUUUUCUCUUCUUAGGCAGACCUUGUCCAUCCCGGAACUUCCCGACGAGGUCACCAAGCUUACCGUCGACGUGCUCCGCGAUAUCUGCGCCCCGGACGCCGCCGGGGAGAAGGAGUUCUGCAGCGUCGUGCUCGAGGCCGUGGCCGACGUGCACGACACCAUAGUGGACGAACCCGCCCCGGACAACGACGACGACAGUUUCCACUCCGCCCGUUCAGACGUCAGCAGUGACGGUACCCCGACCAAGAGCGACAAGCGCGCAAAGGGCCCAGAGCUCAGCGAGGAAGAGGCGAGAGCAAAAGCCAUCAAGGAGAUCAUGAUCAAUAUGAAGUGUCUACACAUUGUGCAAUGUAUGCUGUCAAACGUCGAGGGGACCUUGCAGGAGAACGACCAUCUCGUCGCCAUGCUGAACAAUCUGGUCGUGCCCGCCGUCCGCAGCCACGAGGCCCCGGUCCGGGAACGCGGCCUCGUCUGUCUGGGACUGUGCGCACUCCUUGAUAGGCCACUGGCAGAGGAGAACCUGACGCUGUUUAUGCACUUCUUCACCAAGGGCCACGCAGCGUUGCAGAUUACCGCCCUGCAGAUCCUGACGGACAUCCUCAACGUCCAUGGCUCGCAGCUGCUCACUGCCAACCCUACACUCCUCAAGGUCUACGUCAAAGCGUUGCGCUCCGGCUCCAAGAAUCCGGAGGUGCAAGGCGCGGCGACAGUCGCUGUCUCGAAGCUUCUACUGGGAAGAGUAGUCACGGAUCAUGACACCUCGGCCGAGCUCCUCAAGACUUUGGUCGUGGCCUAUUUCGACCCUGCCACGGCUGGAAACCAGAGCGUGCGCCAAGCACUCAACUACUUCCUCCCCGUCUUCUGUUACUCGAGAGCGGAGAACCAGGACCUGAUGCGCUGUGUUGCCCUCGACGCCCUACACGCGCUCUACAACGUAAGGGAGGGACUGGAAGACGACGAUGCCGACGUCGAUGAGGAAAUGGCAAGUCUCAACAGCAUCGGUGCUUGUCUGGUUGAUUGGACGGAUCCCCGGAAAUGCUACCAACCCGGUGUGCCCAUGGACGCCGAGAAGAAGAAUGUCAAUGGAGAUGUGCACCUCGAGCUCGCGGCAGAUAUCUUGGACAAGUUGAAUGGGAACACGGGUAAGGAGGAGAAGAAGGUCAUCGCACUCCUACUUGGAAAGCUCUACGUGUCCCCGGCUUCGUCGGAAGACAAGAUACGGGGUCUAUAUGAGGGCGUUUCCCUGGCUGUGGAAGAGAAUCUGCUCUCGGAUGCCACAAGCCGGAACGCCCUCUACAAGAUCCACGUGAGCCUUGGCAAGAUCGUGAACCAACUGACGGAGCAGGAGAAGGGGACUAGGCGAAGCAUUAGCCGCAGCGUCAGCGUGUCCGUCGCCGGUGAUGACCGGACCGUCACAGAAGAUAGCAUCCUGACCCAGGAGCCCAUUAAAGAAGAAGAGGACUCGGGCGACGACGGUCCCAGUAAUGACACUAUACGGCAGACAGAGGGGGAGUCUAUUGUAGAGGAGCUGCUGACGGACGGGGAGUGA
Molecule: messenger RNA, 3135 nt
Organism: Neoarthrinium moseri
Lineage: Eukaryota; Fungi; Ascomycota; Sordariomycetes; Amphisphaeriales; Apiosporaceae
Exons: 2
Coding region: 1-3135 (1044 amino acids)
Biological process (GO): mitotic chromosome condensation
Cellular component (GO): condensin complex; condensed chromosome
Source: RefSeq, a predicted model, not a curated record